CUAGUUCCGUUCGGUUAUUGUCAUCCAAACCGUACGUCGGACCAGUCGAGAUUCUAUCGGGGCUCUUAAAAGACUAUACGGAAAAUAAGCACAAAGCAGUCACCGGAGACUGGGCGAAGCGCAAGAAAAGAAGAAAACAGUGCACAGUUGUAGCUUUUCCCCUUGUACUUAAGUAACGCAUAGCAAGGCUUAAAUUUUUUUUUGCUCAUUUCGGUCGGUGAAUAUAGAUAGUUUUUGCGUUCUGCGGAUUUUCGAAUCGUCAGCUAGUUGAGUAAUAGAGUGGAAAUUCCAGAAGAUUGUUUCGCGAAAAUUCGGAAGUUUAGUGAUCGAUCAACUCACCGAAUGCUCGUUCGCAGGCAUUUUUAAAAAAGAUUGAGCUCUCUGCGCAGCAGGCUUAAGUAUAGAGAUACUCGUACAGAACCGUCGACGAAGACACGCCAAUUGCACUCGCGGGGGGUUUCGCUGAGCCGUAAAAAGCGAAGAAGUGCGUGGAGAGGAAACGCAGGGAGUCACGAGUGUGUUUUAUGUGACCGAGUAUUUCAGUAGUGAGCCGAGAAUUCAAGCACGGGUGUGACCGAGUGUGUUGGUGAGACACAAUCGCGAGUGUAGUUACGAAUUUCCGAAAAUUGUUGUUUUUCGAUUGUAUCACUGUUUUUUUCAUUUUGGAAGCAAAGAGUUGUUCGAUUCGAGUGAAGAAAGAAAGAAACCGCAUUGAGCGAGUGUGUCGAAGAUAGGAAGAAGCGUUACGAGUUGAUUCAUAGAAAUUCCUCAACGUACACUAGUACAAAGAAAGUGGGUAAACAGUGUUCUUCACGGCGAUCACAAUCGAGUAUUUUUUGACGAACGUGCAGGAAUUGCUCAAAGGGAUGGAGAUGCUGUACUAGUUUACACCAAUAAGCGAGUGUAAAUCAGAAAGUGCAAACGUGAACUAUCAAACGAUACCCAAAGAAAGAGAGAAAGAGAAAUACAUUAAAGCUAAGAGUUCUGCAGCAUAACAGGACUUUAUAGAUCGAUCAAGAUGAGCACGUAUUGCAAUAGUGUCAGCUCGGAAAAUAAUUCCCAGACAACGCAGAGCAUUGCGGACUAUCUGGCACAGUUACUUAAGGAUCGGAAACAGUUGGCCGCCUUUCCGAAUGUGUUCAAUCAUGUUGAACGUUUACUGGAUGAAGAAAUCUCUAAAGUGAGGGCUUCAUUGUUCCAAAUCAAUGGAGUGACCAAAGAGCCCCUGUCACUUCCAGAUGCUGAGGGAGAGCCAAUCACGCUGAACGAGAAAGUUUACGUGCCCGUAAAAGAACACCCCGAUUUCAACUUCGUAGGACGAAUUCUCGGACCUAGAGGUAUGACAGCGAAGCAGUUGGAGCAGGAGACUGGAUGCAAGAUUAUGGUCCGGGGGAAAGGCUCGAUGCGUGAUAAGAAAAAAGAGGAAGCUAACAGGGGCAAACCCAACUGGGAGCAUCUGUCGGAUGAUUUACAUGUUCUGAUCACAGUCGAAGAUACAGAAAACCGAGCUGGAAUCAAAAUCAAACGUGCUCUGGAAGAGGUCAAGAAACUGUUGGUUCCCCACGCUGAAGGAGAAGACGAACUAAAGAAACGCCAGCUUAUGGAACUUGCGAUAAUCAAUGGUACAUAUCGGGACUCCAGCACGAAAGCCGCUCCCACCGAAUUGAACUUCGAAACAGCGUACGAUGGUUGGAAGCAGCUGGCUGCUGAACAACGCCUCAUGAACCCUGCAGCAUUCACCGGUUUGACGACGAACCAUUUGGCUGCCGCUGCAGCGAGAAAUGCUGCCAAUCCUCUCGGUGCUCCGCUUAUCCUGUCGCCACGAAUCUCUGUGCCAACCACGGGCGCCAGUUUAAUCACUGGCACGGCUCCUCCAACGAUCGAUCACACCACCGGCCUGAUAUACACCACCACGCCGUACACCGACUACGCCAGCUAUGCCACGCUAGCCGCUGCAAAUCCGCUGCUCACGGAAUACGCCGAUCACAGUAUUAUCAAACCCAGAAACUCAGCCACAGCCCAGCGAAGUCGCCAAUGGUCGUUACCAGGAAACCGGUUGCAUCCGGACAUGCAGCAGCGUUCGUAUAUCUCCAAUUCGCAGUACAACAAUAUUUCGAACCGUUGUUCCGGGUGCAGUACAUCUCAUCGCUACACGUUCAUCGAGACAGAUUCGUGAGACAAUGCAGUUGGUGAAGAAGUAAAAAAAAAUAAACGUCCAACCAAGUCGAUUGCGCCAGAAAAGAGAAAGGAGCCCGCGCGAACCGAACGUCACCAACAAGCAAGCAGCGCGCGGAAGAAAGCAACAAAGAGAAAUGCGAAAAAAGAGAGAAGAGAAAAACAUUCGAGACACAAAGAAGCAACAAAAACAUGAAUUAACUUUGUGGAUGUAGAAAAAUAAACGUAAACACCAGUUUUGGAUUGAUGAGGAGACAUUCCAUACAAACCGUUAUAAAAACCAGAAAGUUGUACCGAGUACGAGUCGCGUUUAAAACCAGCAACAGCCAGCAGUAGAGGAAAAAAACAUUGUCCAAGGUGCUUUCGAAACGAAGCAAGAGAGUGCCCCGUAUCGUAACACCCGUCCUACCCUGCGCCGUCCACGACAUGACUGACCUUCUUCGGCUAAACGGCGAUGGGAAUAUGACAUACGUUGAGUUUACCGUAGUGCAUUGCGCUGCAGCGAGGAGUGUGUGGUGCAGGCUAAUGCAUCAAGAUCGUAGAAGCAACUCUCAGCGUUUGGCCGGUCGUAGGUCGUACCCGGUCCGGUUGCUCGAUUCUUUCGGUGCCGAUGUACCUACGUGAAUUCGCACCGAAUUCUGCUGGGAAAGUAGCCCAUCAUGUUGGACGCUGCCGAGAGACGGACGACGACGUGGUCGUAGUGGUGGUGGUGAUGCACUUUAAAGCGCAAUUAUAGUCAGCUAUUUACCUUUAUUCAUAAGAAAUCGACCCAAAAUUGCAGUUUAUACAAAAACCAGUUACCAAGUAUCUGAGAUCGUUGGUGUAUUCUCUUAAUUACCGCACUUUUAGGUUAGAUAAUUCUUUUAAGAUUAUUAUAUCAUUAAACAAGUGACAUAAGCAGACCAGAGGUAGAAACGUUUGAUACUCUUGUGAGGGAUGCCAUGGUACUUCCACGACGUUUUAGAUUGUAGAUUUCGGAUUACGUUGCUUAGUUGCUUUGUUAGAAUGUGGCAAACUAGUCUAUAUUAAGCUUAGGUGUCUAGGGAGAUAAAUCGUAACGAACAAUUUUUUUUUUUCAUAUGUGUACUGUAAAUUGUUUAGUAUUUAAUGACAGCUUUCUUAGUAUUAUUAAGUAAGAAAACUAUUUAUGUAUGGAAUAAUAUCUUCUCUAUCGUA
Wyeomyia smithii (pitcher-plant mosquito) is the source of this 3351-nucleotide messenger RNA. RefSeq names its product protein held out wings (gene how). The transcript has 3 exons. Gene Ontology annotation, molecular function: mRNA binding. Gene Ontology annotation, biological process: regulation of mRNA splicing, via spliceosome. The record is from RefSeq and is a predicted model, not a curated record. Gene Ontology annotation, cellular component: nucleus. Lineage: Eukaryota; Metazoa; Arthropoda; Insecta; Diptera; Culicidae. Bases 1019 to 2176 code for a protein of 385 amino acids.